Molecule: messenger RNA, 10207 nt
Organism: Drosophila obscura
Lineage: Eukaryota; Metazoa; Arthropoda; Insecta; Diptera; Drosophilidae
Gene: Tdg
Exons: 6
Coding region: 2082-7223 (1713 amino acids)
Biological process (GO): base-excision repair, AP site formation
Cellular component (GO): nucleus
Molecular function (GO): mismatch base pair DNA N-glycosylase activity; DNA binding
Source: RefSeq, a predicted model, not a curated record
AUAUACAUAGGUACAUACAUAUGUAGGUAGGCACAGUACAUAAAUAUGAAUGUACCGAAAAAGAAUAUGUACGUAUGUGACUGCGUGUGCACAUACAUACAUACAUAUGUAUAGCAUGCGAAUAACGCGAAAAUUUCACAAUCGAUGAAUUGGAUUGGCUUUAGUGCUGUUAUGCUGUUAUGUUAACCUUAUCUAAUUUAUUAGUUCGAUCUAAUAGUGUGUAGGUUAAACUUUGGAUCAUUUCUCAUUUCUUGAACAUUUUUUGACUAAUGACGACAAUCGUAAGUAACACUGUCCGGGGAUGUAUAUCCAUACAUAUGUAUGCAUAUACUUACGUACAUUUAGGCGCAUGAACCGGUUGAAACAUUCAUGUACAUAUGUAUGUGUACGUACUGCUGGCCGAAACUGUUUUACUAAACCGUUUUAAGUAUGGCAAUUGGGAAUUUACAUCUGCACACAUGUGUGUGUAUUUACAUAUGUAUCGAUCAAUUGAUAUCUCUGUCUACAGAUCCAGCACAAAUGGCGCGAAUUUGAAUGAUGUGUGUUAGUGUACGCUACUGCCACUAUUCCAGUAUCCAGUCGCUAUCAAUUUUCCAUGAUGUUUUCUGGAAAUACUGGCCUGCACGGGCCUGCUGGACCUGGCCAGCUCCAGCUCCCCAUAUUAUCCCAGCCAAAAUCACCCGCCCCACCCCAUUCCAGCCCCCGCAUUGGAUGCAACUGUUUUGUUCUUGGUUCGAUCUGUGUUAGCUUUGCUGCUGCUGACUCUCUCGGACUGGGUCUGACUCAGUUCUACUCGUUGCUUUCGGGGCUCUUUCGUGACAGGGAUACGUUGUACAUGUGCACGAAUACGUAUGCGAUACACCUACAUGCAUAUACAUAUGUACUUUGGAUAGACAGGGUGCCCUACGUUAUUGGUCCCACGCUGUUGGACAAACACACAAGCAAGAGUGCAACUGUGAUUAGCUAUAGUUGUAAUUUUUACUGCUUGUUACAACUUGAUUUUUGGUCUAUUGCACCAAUACCAUCGUAUUAGAACCAUACCAUCUAGGCAAUGUGUCAAUACUAAGAAAAAUGGUAACUUUAGUAAAUGCUAAAUAUUGUAUGCGCACAUAUCAUAUGUACAUAUAUUGUUUAGUAUGAGCUUGUUUUUGGUGUCGAACCCUGUAAUUCUGAAUAACUGUACACACAGCCCCACACAUGCACACAGCCACACAAUAUAUGAGCUUUUUCGUCAGUGCGUACUGGUUUGGAUGUUGCUGUUUCUGCUGCUGCUGCUGCUACUGCUGUUGUUUCUGUUGUUGUUGCUGACUUUGCUAAACUUUCUGGUACAGUAGUUUGGACACACAUGUACAAAUGUAGGUACAUACAGUCGUACAUAGCUACAUAAGUGCACAUAUAGAUAUGUACAUAUGUGCAAAAGUAUAUGCAUAACUUGCCAUUGCCAUUUUUCGCUUCGUUGCAUUUUGGGGGAUUUGCUUAAAUAUUAUGUGUAUGCAUAUUUCAAUCUUUAUACGUUUGUACGUAGUCCUAGGUACAUACAUAUUUGUAAAUAACUUGUAAGUUAUUGCUAAACAACCGUAAUGAUUGUAGAUUAACUCUAUGGAUGGAUGCAACUAUGGAUACUUUCUGUAGAUGUAAAUACAUCUUGUGUACAUAUAAAUACUCUAUUUAUGUACAUAUGUAUGUAUGUAUGUCAUAUUAUUAUAGCCUCAAUAGCAUAGGAACGAGGAAUGAGCUCUUUGAAUAUCCCCAAAUCCAGCCUUACUUUAGUAUAGCCCUCUCGCGAAGGACAUCGAUCUCACUUUCCAUAUGAGCGAUCAGUUUUUCAAGUCGACCUUUCUGUGACCAACGCAUUACAUUCGUAGAUUUGACGUGUCUAUACGUAAUUCAACUUAUUCGGCACGAAUAACUACUAUAUAAAGCCAUGAGAGGCGCACGGAAAUUCAUGUGAUCCACUACGAAAAACAUAUACGAGUAGUAUUAGAAGGCUUAAAUAAAUAUCGACAGGUUCGUGAUGGAACCGGGAUAGAACGAUUUAAAACCACAGUUUUAUAUAUAAAUGGACGUUUAAUAACAAGGAGAUGCAAGUGGAAAGUUUAUUGCCAGAGAAGAUCCCACUGAUAAGUAGUUCCUUUACUCAUUCGCCUAAAGUAGCUCCAAUAGUCUUAAGAAUAUUGCCAAGGCAAGAAAAUAUUUCUUUCGCUGGUCAAGAAGAUUUAAUUAGAAUCCUGCAAGCAGCUCUGAAUAUUGAAAUGGCCUCAACUGAGGAUGGCAAAUUGGGUACGACAACAGACACAGUGAUUGCGACAGCGGCAGCAUCGAACCCAUAUCAAAGUAGUUCAACCAAUGGCAACGCCAGCAAGGGUGCCGGUUCGAAUAAUUGCAAGCGCCAGAAGUUUUGCGGUCUGGCUGAAACCACUAACAGAAGCGGCGGUGAUCUUAAUGAUCCCAUCUCCAUCCAAGCUCCUGGCGUGGAACCGGAUAAGAGUGUAGGAGACAGCGAAGGAUCCCAACAUCAACAUCAAUCUGGCACCGUCGAUAAAGCACAAGCACAAACACCGUCAGUUCCAGUUCUCGAUAGCUCCAGUAACUGUGCGAGCAGUAAAAGUCCGCAAAAGAUUGGCGGAUAUGAAAACGAUCUCUAUAUUGCCCCGGAGCAGGCUCUGGUUACGAGCGUAGAGUUGGUAGUGCCAGCGCCACAGACAGCGGCUGUGCGGCACUCUGAGGAGCCGUGUUCAGUGUCAGUGGGAGACUCAACUCUGAUCAACAGCAACAAACUGCAGUACAAUUCGGGUGCUCUUUAUAGCACGGGUUCCUCCAAUACGACAAGAAUUUUGGCAAAUGAUAAAAUCGAUGGUUGUGUAAAUGACUCCUCCAAUUUGAAUGUAAGAAUUCCUACUAAUUUAGCAUUAGCAGCAGCAACGGGUGAUAUUUUGCUGGCCGAUCGAAGGGCAUCGAUAUGGGCUCCACAUGAUGAAGAGCAGGAGCAAGCCACAACGCCAGAGACAACGGCACCAGGCGACACCAAGCAGGGAUCUGUGAGUGUAGGCUCAGAGCUGCCUUAUCGCACGGUACAGCAGCAACGUAACUCUGAACUGUUGCUUCAGAUCGAGAAGGAAGGCUCUGGAGCAGUUGAAGUACUUCCAUUAGCCCUGCAGCAUCAUCACGAUAAUUUGACACAGGUCCAAUACGGCCAACAGCAAAUUAUUGAUAGCCAGCUUCAUAGCAAUAUGUACGCACAAAUGAUGCAGCAACAGCAACAUCACCACCAUCAACAUCAACAGAUCAUUCAUGACCAAAACUCCCGACAUCAGCAACAUGCAAGCUACUCCAGCUAUAACCCACAUUUUCAGCAUUCUGAACUCUUUGGAGCACAUCAAAGUUCUGAUCAUCAUCAUCAGCAACAGCAACAGCUCCCACAUCACAUGGAGUGUCAUGGGCAUCUGCAUCAGCCGGCUCCUAUUGCCCAACAACAGCAGCAACAGCAAAUACACGAAGCUUAUCACGAUCUCAUAAUGGAUGAUUUUCACGAAGAUCCCAGCUCCGCGUACAAAUUAACGCUCUCUCCUGCUAAUGCGAAGCCGGAAAAUCAAGACGAUGGCUACGAGACUAGUGCUGGCGAUGUUCUGACUCCCAAUUCCCACAGCUCGUCCACACACUCAGUCACACCACAGCAUCAGAUGCAACACCCCAACAUUGGGCUAAUGCAACAAAGUCAAAACAAAACGGAAGAGCUGGUGUCCUCCCAGAGUACAGUAUCCGUUGCCGUUACCGCUGCCGGCCCCUCGGCUUCUAGCACCAAUGGCAAUCAGGCACAAGCUCCUCCGAACCUGCCACAUCUUUCAAUGGCUCAUAGCCAGAGUGUUAGCUCCCGAGGUUCCAAUGCUAAUGCUGUUGGUGUCGAUCCAUAUAGCUUCAUGGGCGAGGAGAUGCGCAUGCUUUCCCCUGUUAGUCGCCAUAUAGAGGACGUCGCCUCAAAUACGGGCAGCUAUGCAGCCGUACCAGCGCCAAUUUCAGUGCCAAGUGGAAACACAGAGUGUUCCAGAGGGGACAUAUAUCAACAUCCACAACAGCACCUGCACAACAGCGAGCCUUACAAUGACACAGAUAAAGUAGAGUCCAAUGACAACUCUCUCUGCGGGCUGCCCUCUAAGCCAACUCCGAAGAAAAGAGGUCGAAAAAAGAAGCUUAUAACUGAGGGGGACGCAAUGCAAAUGUCUGCAUCCGUUUCUCAACAGGGAAACUGUGCCACUAAUUCUGGCUGUGAUGAUGCUACUGGCGAUUCACUACUGGGAAUGAAGCCCAAGGAGCGCAAGAAGCACGACAGAUUCAAUGGCAUGUCCGAGGCAGAGGUCAUUAAAAGGACUAUCCCAGACCAUCUAUGUGAUAACCUCGAUAUCGUUAUAGUCGGUAUAAACCCUGGUCUCUUUGCGGCAUACAAGGGACAUCACUACGCUGGACCCGGAAAUCAUUUCUGGAAGUGCCUGUACUUGGCUGGACUCACGCAGGAGCAAAUGAGCGCGGAUGAGGAUCACAAGCUGCUUAAUCACGGCAUUGGCUUUACAAAUAUGGUGGCGCGUGCCACAAAAGGCUCGGCUGACUUGACCAGAAAAGAAAUCAAGGAGGGAAGCCGCAUUUUGCUCGAAAAACUGCAAAGAUUCCGCCCCAAAGUCGCCGUUUUCAAUGGCAAACUAAUAUUCGAGGUCUUCUCGGGUAAAAAGGAAUUUCACUUUGGUCGUCAACCUGAUCGUGUCGAUGGCACUGACACUUACAUUUGGGUGAUGCCCUCAUCAUCAGCACGAUGCGCUCAGCUGCCACGCGCCGCAGAUAAAGUUCCCUUCUAUGCGGCGCUAAAGAAGUUUCGUGACUUUCUGAAUGGUCUUAUACCCAACAUUGAUGAGUCGGAGUGCGUAUUCACAGAUCAGCGCAUACGUCAAUGCAGUGAGCAGCAGCAGCAACAGCAGCAGCAGCAGACAGAAGUCAGCAGUACAAUACAGUCGCAUGUCGAUCAGCAAGCUGGCUUGAUAUUUGUCGAUGGAGGUGGUGGUGGUUGUGCUAGCGAAGGCGGAAGCGUUGAUGGUCCAAGCCAGAUGUCUGAGAAACUAUUGCCACAUAUGACACCUAAUGUGCCAUCCCCUAACAGUGUAAAUGAACGUGGAACGUUUGCAUAUACUGGCGGUGAUAAUACUAUAAGAAAUCCCCCAAGCACCACUACCAUUGGGGAAAACAGCUAUUUGUUUGCACAUCAGCAGGCGUUAUCACAGCAGCCGCAAGAGAAAAAGAAACGCGGCAGACCCAAGAAGGUGAAGGGGCAAGAAAUGACUGAUCCUUCCACGGGAAGCAAAGUCACAAUGAAUAGUCAACAAAUGGCACACCACGACUUUAAUAAUAUUAUGAAUCUUUCCAUGAUUGCGGGUGGGGCCAAUCCGGAAAUGCCCAAGAAAAAGCGGGGCAGGCCAAAGAAGCUAAAGCCCACAAUGGAUAACAUAAUGCCAGCCAAACAGCAGCAGCACCAACAUACCAACACAAAUACCAACUCACAGACAGCCGGAUUGUCUGCAAUGCACCCGCUCUCGAUGGAGCAUAUUGCAUCAUCGCCACAGAGCAACCAUCAGAUGCCGCCCAGUCUGUACAAUACGCCGCCACCUUCGCAUAUAUUGUAUACAGCAUCGGCGUCGCCAAUGGCAUCCCCAGCACUGAACUGCAACUACACUCAAGUACACGGACAUGGAACUCCGCCAGUGGGCCAGUCGGCUUCUGCUGCUCAUGGUACGCCACCUAUUCUUGAUCAGCAGAAUGAUCUCAUGUUGUCCCAAAAACAGAGCCAGCCAAUGGGAAUGGGCAUCGGCAUAAGAGAUCAACCGCACUUGGGCGAAACGCCGCCGCCUAAUUCUCCGAAUAUGUGCACCGUGGUCGAUUUCGAUCAACCGGAAGAUAACUCUAAUGGCCAAGGGCGGGAGCAGAACCAAGGGCAGGCACAGGAGCAAGGACUCGGCAUGGGGCAACAGCAAACGCAAGUCGUGGACAAGGCCCAAUAUGUUAGUCCAGGCCAUGAAGCCGAUGCGAACGCAGUACAUUCUCAGGAUCAUUAUCAGCAGUGGAUUUCGCCACAUACGCACCAAGGCCAGAAACCGAUUCUCCAGCAGAUGCAUCAGCAGCCACAGCCAUUGCAGUACCAUCAGGAACCGUCGGAGCACUGGCAGCGCUAUGAGGAGCAAAAUCCCUAUUUGCUAAUUUCUCCCCACCAUCAGCUGGAGCAGAGUCCCCAACUGGGAAACAUGCAGAGUCAGAACCACAGUACAUCUGUCCAAAUCGGUUCAGACGUCGCACGUAAGAGCUUGUCAGGCUUAGAGUCGCUGGUUGAUCAAAUUCCCGCUAUCAGAGAGCAUGAGUCUAGCACCAUACCACCAGCAACGGCCGCAGCUGCGGCUGCUGCUGUUGAAAGUCGAUUAUUGGGGCUACAACAACAGCAACAGCAGCAGAAACGUUGCCACCAGGACAACACAGUACAGGUGGAGUCCUGUAGAUCUGCGAACGACGGCAGCAAUGUACUGAAUAAUAAUUUUUCUGUUAGCAAUCUCGCUGCCUCUGCUGCGACAACGGACAACGUAACUGCAUAUAAUAGCAGGGCAGACAACCGUGGCAGCAGCGAAAGUAGUAAUAAUAAUCACAACAAUUGCAGCACCAGCAAUGAAUAUGCCAUCCAUAGCCCCACCGGUUAUCCGCAUCAUGCCACACAUUUGAUCACAAGCGCGUUGGGAGCAACAAUAAAUAGUCCGGAACCGCAUCCACAUCCGCAUCCACAUCCACACCCACAUCCACACCCACAUACACAUCCGCAUCCACAAAUGUAUAUGGAUCAUGCGCACAUUAGCAGUCAUAUGGCUCAUAUGUCACCAGUCAAUGUGAAUUCAGUGUACGCGCCAACAGCAUAUGGAUCACAUCCCCAACAUAGCACAGGUGUUCCAAGCGAAUAUGCUGCCACUCAUGGCCACUACGGCCUGGGCAGUCCUGUGCAAGCUACAGGGCCAGGCAGCACAACCACAUUGCAUGUGCCAAGUCCAAAUUAUCCAUAUGCCCACCAUCCUUAUAGUCACACACCGCCACAGGCAAACUAUCCAACUUAUGGUCAUCCUCAUACUCACCAUAGUCAUCCAACGCAUCAUCUCAGCGUCUUUGAUCGUCUCAAGCCGUCCGACAUAAGCGGAUACGGAGGUUUCUGAUGGAAGCAAACAGAACCAGAACAACAUCAGCAGAAAUUGGCGUAACUAGAAUCACAACGAUACGAAUAAUGCGGCUCGAUGCGAAUGUGAAUCGUAGGGUACAGCGACAGCUACAGCGCUUUUGCGUCCCGCCGCAUCUCAGCAAUAUUUAUCAAUCUCCGGCCUUGCCGAUUCUAGUUUAAGUAACCCUUAGAUUUAAUAAGUAAGAUAACCAAAGACUUCGCCUAAUAGAUUUUUCUUUGAUGUAGCGUUACAUACUAAAAUUGGAAAAAACAAUAAUAAUUAAAUAUAAUAAUGAUAUAAAUUAUAUUAUAUACGUAAACGAAAAUUAAAUUUGCAUAGUAACAAAACAUUUGUUACUCGAACUUUCAAACAGUUUGAUAAUAUUCCUCUACUAGAGCCUUGCAUGAACCGACACUAAAGGAUACAUUAUAAGCAAUGUGAAACUAACAACCAUUCGCUGUCGCAGUAUGAUCCAAUGAUCCGAAUCCCCUAAACGAAACUUUAAAUGGCGUCUAGUUUCAGGGCAAAAUUAAACUACCUUUACAAGUAAUAUAAAAUGCCUUUGAUUUAUGUAUUUUUUUCCAACAUUAAAACCAACGAAUUUAACUUUUUUAUUAAAAAAUGGGCCUGAAAAUCUUUAUUACAACCAUAGCCCGCCAUUUUUGUUAUGUUUAGGUGAUAAGUAUCAAGACGGUCAAAACAGUGAUAAAAGUGUAGCAACUGCCUUUAAUAUUGAUAUAAUAAAAACUAACAGUAGAUUUAUGCAUGGCUCUUAUAAAUACAUACAAAUACGUACAAAUAUGAAAUGCGAAUAUAAAAAAAACGAAUACUCAUGGAAAAUCGUGACCAUUUUAACUUGUUUAAUGAAUAAUUUCUCAGUGCUGAUGUUUUUAAAAUACCAUCUUGUAAUUUCUGUAUAACAACUGUUGCUGUCAAUAGUAUACCGUCACGAAUUUUUAACGGAAAUUGUCACAAAGCAAGACACAUGUUUAUGUUUUCAUAUACAUAAACUAGGAUAAAUAGUGGUAAUAUCCAGUACUAACAUGUACAUUACAGCAUUCAAUUAUCUAUUGGGUAACCAAGCAACGAGAUCGAAAAUAGGAGUAGCAGCUACUACCAAUGUCAAUGUACAUAAAUACAUACUACUACAUACAUAUGGAUGUAUAUUAAAUGAUUAUUGAUAUACUCGUAUAAUGUAUAUGCAUGUACCCUAAGUGUCAAUGGGAAAAAUGAUCUACUAGGCAUGUAUGUAUGUUUGUGCACUGUGUCCUACUAAUAACUAUUAAACUUAAUGCAUACAUGUGUGCACACCGCGAAUUUAAAUUUAAUUACACAAUGUUAAAAGUUUAUAAGCAAAGGAUUUAUGUACUUUACAUAAAUUUUUUUGUAUUUUAUGUAUUUCUAAUAUUAUUUAAAUAUGUAUUAAUGAAUGUUAGCAACGCAUUACUACAACAAUAAAAUCAGUUUUUAAAGGUGCAAUCAAUAAACAGUAUACCUAGACUAUUCAACGGAACACCAACGUAAUAUUUUGAGCAUCUGAUUUGCAACUUUAAAAAUAAAUCAACUAUUACCACCAUAACGCGUAUAUUUAAAGAUAGACACAAAUUUAAAAGCUUCCAUACAAACUGCUUAAAAUAAUAUAUAUUUUGUUUAACAAUCAAAGUCCAAAUUAUAUGAAUAGUGAAAAUUAUAUAUUCUUCAUUGUUUUCUAUGAUAAAAAAUACACAUGUCCGCGUAUGUUCUUAUUAUAACUAUUUUAAUAGUUUAUUUUAAACAAUGAAAGAACUGUAUUCUCAUUGCAAUACAAUAUCCAGAUUCAUGAUAGUAUCAUGCUGUGAUAGUUAUUGUCGAAGACUAUUGCAUUACAACUUAACGAUCACUGUUUAGGCUGAAUAAAUGUAACUCUGUGCUAAAAAAAAAGAUGAGGCUAGAAGGCUAAUAAAUGAAGCCUAUACAAUAAGAAUAUUUGUGGGUCAUUUUCCACUGAAAUGCGAAGAUUUCUUUUGGACAACUAUCGUUUUAAACUGUCUUAAUAUAGUUUAUUAUACGAAAACCGCAUUACUUGGUAGUUUGUUCGAUUAGACAUUUCGCUAUGUACUGUCGUAACUGGAAAACAAAUCAGUACAUUUUAAAUUGCAGAGCCAUAUUACAAUAUGGAAAACGGUUCGUCAUUUGUUACUAGAAAUGUCUUUUUAUAUAUAUAUAUAUAUAUAGUAUAUACAUACAUAUGUAUACCAAUAUUAACAUAUAUUCAUAAUAUUUCUGACAAUUUCUGGUGAUAUGUAGGUACAUAUCAAAGUGCGACUAGUACUCGCAAGCUCGAACGCUGACAUAUGUACAUAUGCAUAUAUGUACAUACAAAAUUAUUUUAGCAUAGAAAAUUUGUGCCAACACAUCGAUCGUAUUUUCACUGUGCUGUUGCAGAUUUUGUAAUCUAUGAAAUAUUGAAUACUGAAGAACUAGUGAAUUUCAAAAUUUGCCUCUCAUAAAAUAUUAUUACAGUUUGUUACUGCAAUUGUAAUUUUCAUUGUAAUUUUUUUCAUUUCUGGAGACUUUUCAAAGAUCACUGUCUCCCAUAAAAAUAAGUACAUUCGGUAAGCUAAGCUAAGCUUUUUCUAUAUGCCGAAAUAGAGAAAUUAUUGAUGGCAUGUCGGGAAGUUUUAGGAGAAGGGUUUGAAGCAUAAAUAAUUAAAUAGGCAUUCAUACUUAUGCUUACUUAUAUAAUUGUGACAUAAAUACAGAAGUAAUACGGAAGACUGUGACGAAAUGUGUAUAUUGUGUGUAAUAAUUAAUUACUAUUUAUAUAUAUUAUAAAGUAAUACUAAUGUACGUAUGUAUAUUCUUAUAUAUGUAUAUUCUAAUAUGUUUUACUAAGAUAAUAUUUCACAUCUACGUGUUUUUUUGUUUGCUCAUUAUAGACAAUGCAAACACUUUCUAGGGCAUAAUAAAGCCUUAAAUGGUUUAUAUUUUCCUUAAAUGAA